AUGGCCGAACUCACCCUUGGUGUCAUUGGGGUUCUUCCCCUCGUCGCCGCGGUCUUUAAAGGCUACCAGCAAGUCACCACUUUUGUGUCCAACUAUAAAUCCUACGAUGAGGACUCGCAGCAGGCAAUGCGUAGGGUCAUCGUUCUCGAAUCGGUCCUGAAGCAGAACCUAGAACUCUUUCUUAGGAGCCUUGUCGAGAGGAAGGUACGCCGUGCAAUGUUGGACGACCUCAAUAGCACGCAGUGGAAUGAGAAGGACCUCAAUGCCCGCCUCGAGGAAAAGUUAGGCGAGUACGUCGAACCGGUCAAGAGCGCCAUCCAAAACUGUUCACGCACACUAGACAGGAUCCACAAGUCACAGCUCCUCUCGCAAACAAAGCUGGCAGAAGCGGGAGAACCAGUUCCCCCACCAAUACCGGCAGGGGCCCCCAUGAGGAAGCGGACUCGCGCACUCCAGUCCGUCCUCUCGACUAUGCCAUGCAUUGGCCCACGCACCGAGCACCCGUCCCCACUCGAGCGAUUUUCGAGCCUCGUCAAAGGGCUUGUUGAAGAGGUUCAGAGUCUCUGCCGAGAACUCCGGGAUUAUAUCACUGACCUAGAAUCGAUCUUCAACCUAAUCAAGAUAUCACUGCGCCCUGGCAGCGCGGAAGACGAACACGUAUCACGUCCUGCGACCUCCGCCUCGGACAUAGCGAAAGCGCGCCGGAAUACAGAGUUCGUCCAUGCAGCUGGUGUCCGGCUCCACAAAGCUAUCUCCAAUGCACUGAUAUGUCAGUGCCACACUGUACAUCUAUGUCUCGACGGGCAGAUUGGCAGCUCGUCCCCGGUGGUCGUCGAUCGGAAGGGGAAAUCAAAGCAGUUACAAACCCCAGCUGAUGAAAUACUGGCCCAGUUCUCGUUCCUAUUUACGCACGGGAGCGGGCAAUCUAUUAGACAGGGAACCGCACUGGUCUGUUUCCAACCCGACGGCAGCGGCGGUGCGGUGGCUGCCUCUCUGCCAGGUAGGAGCGGGCACGCCAACAUCUGCACGGAGGUAGCGGGGGCGGGUGAGGGCUACGAGCGGUACUUGCACGAUACCAGCGGCGGCUUUCGUCUUCGGCUAGCCCCAUCGUUACCGCACAAACUCGGAGGUGGCGGCAGUGGCGGCUAUAUCUCACUUCAGCAGGUCAUCACGACGCGUCCCAGUGAGUUGACAGUUCACGACCGCUUGUUGAUGACGGUAUCUCUUGCUCAAUCGCUGCUUCAUCUGUACUGCUCCUCAUGGAUACGAGACUGGGGCAUCGGAACGAUACACUACUUCACGGCGCAAGAUGACGCGGAAUUCGGGCGGUGGACGCCAUAUCUAGUACUGCGGUCAGGUGACAGCGAUAUAGGUGAUCGCAAUCGUGAUGUCUAUAGGCUAGGGUAUCUUUUGCUCCAGCUGGGAGGAUUGUGUGUGGAUGAGCUUCAGGUGGCAGCGGGCGCGCCGGAGCUCGGCAUGGAGAAAGCAAUCACGAGGGUUUACCGGUCGAUGGGCAGAAAUUAUGUGACAUUCGUGAAGAGCUGCUUAAAUGUUUGGGGUCAGAAUAGAGGACUGGAUCUGAUGCGGGGAGAGAACCUGGGAACCUAUUUGGGGCACUUAGUGCAGUUGAGGAGAGAUGCGAUGUCCCUGUUAGAGGGGGCUUGA
Messenger RNA from Morchella importuna, 1665 nucleotides. RefSeq lists its product as uncharacterized. The record is from RefSeq and is a predicted model, not a curated record. Bases 1 to 1665 code for a protein of 554 amino acids. The transcript has a single exon. Lineage: Eukaryota; Fungi; Ascomycota; Pezizomycetes; Pezizales; Morchellaceae.